Apiotrichum porosum is the source of this 2253-nucleotide messenger RNA. RefSeq lists its product as uncharacterized. NCBI's taxonomy places the organism in Eukaryota, Fungi, Basidiomycota, Tremellomycetes, Trichosporonales, Trichosporonaceae. The transcript has a single exon. The record is from RefSeq and is a predicted model, not a curated record. The coding region runs from base 1 to 2253 and encodes 750 amino acids.
AUGCCGCGGCCGGCAGCUGGACCGUCGGACCGCGCCUCGGUUGUGCUUCCAACAGUCAAGUGCUCGUCAUGCGGUGUCGCCAUCCCGCUCAGCUCUCUCGGCGAGCACGUCUGUGUGCCGCUCCCCGCCCUUCCCACCCUCAACAUCAUCCACUCUGGUAGCCCACGGUCCCUCAACCAGCAGCUGCCUGUCGUGCCUUCUCCCGGCCUGCAGCGUCCCAACGCUCCAAACUCGCUUCACCCUCGUGGACACGGCGGCAAUAACAACUAUUCAUUUAGCAUUGGGGAAGUCGUCCCCUCGUCGUCGAGGCUAGGCGACUACCCGGCAGACGUGCCAUUGUCCGCCGUCAGUGACAACAGCGUGGGUCGCUGGCCCAUUGGUGACUCUGCACCGGUUGGUCACGUUCUCCCCUCUCCGACCCUUCCGGACACAACUUCCGGCGGUAAUGCUGGGAUGGCUGGGGUGGGGCGACGUGCGUUCGCCGCUGCCGCAUGGAGUGUUCGUGCCGGUGUGGCACUGGCAGCCAACGCCGGCAAGCCGUUCCACGCCGACCAGUCGGGCUCCCCGGUCGAGCCCAUCUCGAUGCCCCUGCCCAUCCCCCACCCUUCACCACCUCGCAACACCCAACCCCGUCAGACACCUUCGCCCGUCAACUCGACCUCCCGCCACACCCCUUCCCCUGUGCCUGCCGGUGGUAUGCGCAUAAACCGCUCCCCCACCCCGCGCGAGCCUGUCAUCCUGCCAAAGGUGCCACUGGCUGGCCGCGAGCGCAGCAACACCAUCCGCGACACCGACCGCGCGCCGUCACGCAGCGACCGCGCACCUUCCCGCAACGAUUCAUCGCGGGCUCCGUCACGCAACGACGACCUCCGUGCUCCGUCCCGCAACGACCAACCGCUCCACCCGGGCAUGGCCAGCCGGUCGCAGUCCGAUGACACCCAGGGCGGCUCCUCGUUCUUUGAUCGCUACCGCCAAGUGGUCGGUUCCAAGAGCGACCAGGGCCACGCUCUGAAUGGCCGUAUCGUUACCUCGCCGUUUGGCGACAGUGACCGCGCCGCCAUCGACCGCCACUCGCUCACCGGCAGUCUCGAGGACGUGUCGAUGUUGCCGUGGGCCUCAUCGCCCACCGAGCCGUCCCCUGGCAUCUUUGAGCACCAACGCCAGAUGACCAGCGGCAGCAUUGACUCGACCACAUCGAGCUCGGCUUCAGGUGGCCCCGAGCAGCUGCGGACAGGUGGCUGGGCCGGCCAAGAGGUCGAGCUUGUCAUGACCCCAAGCCAGAGCUGGGAGGGUCUGGCGGGCAACGUCAACCUCGAGCCACUCAAGACCAACGGCUACGCAGACGCCAACGCAGGCCUUGGCCUCGGUGACGCAAUUCCCGGCCCGUUGGACCGUAUUGGCGAAGAGGAGGAGGAUGACGACGACGAGGAUGGCGAGCGUCUCGUGUUUGGUGUCCCUAGCACCGGUCGCAACAAGUCGUCGCUGCCCCGCUCCGCUUCCGGGGCCACGGUCACGCCUCUGUCUCUCAACAGCCGCCCCCAGGACAUUUCCAUGGACCCGCCUCGCAUGGGCCUGCACUCGCACUCAAAGUCUACCGACCGACGAAUGGGCUCGUCCCCUCCCCAGGGCAAUGGAGCUCGCCCCAAGCGCGUCUGCGCCAGCUGCGGUGACGCCGUCGGUGGACCGCGCCGCUUUGUCGAGCGUGACGGCGUCGUGUUGUGCGAGGCCGACUGGAAGAAGCUCUACCUUCCCUCAUGUCGCCGCUGCAAGAACCCCAUCGAGAAGAGUGCCGUGUCGUCGUCGGACGGGCAGCUCAAGGGCAAGUGGCACCGCGCAUGCUUCACCUGCACGCGCUGCGACAGCCCCUUUGAAGGCGACGACUUUUAUGUCCACGACGGCCGGCCGUGGUGCCAGUACCACUACGCCGAGGAGAACGGAACGCUCUGCGCAUCCGGAUCGUGCCGCAAGCCCAUCGAGGGCCCCUGUAUCCUCGCUCCGGCCUCGGGCUCGGGCGCCGACCAGCGCUUCCACCCAGGCCACCUGCGAUGCGAGCACCGCGGCGGCGUGAGCGGCGCCCAGAACUGUCGCGAACCCAUGAACGAGUACUAUGACAUUGGCGGCGAGCGCUACUGCGAGCGCCACAUGGCCGAGGCGUCGCGUAGACACGCAUCGGGCGCGCCACAGCGCGCCGAGAAGCGCCGCACCCGUCUCGUCGAGCUUGGCCCGGGCCAGCAACUCCGCCUCGGCGCAUAA